Molecule: messenger RNA, 741 nt
Organism: Zingiber officinale
Lineage: Eukaryota; Viridiplantae; Streptophyta; Magnoliopsida; Zingiberales; Zingiberaceae
Product: 40S ribosomal protein S26-1-like
Exons: 5
Coding region: 135-512 (125 amino acids)
Biological process (GO): translation
Cellular component (GO): ribosome; cytosolic small ribosomal subunit
Molecular function (GO): structural constituent of ribosome; mRNA binding
Source: RefSeq, a predicted model, not a curated record
UGAUUGAUUCGACCCAUGCCUUUAGCCUUCGGUGCCCGAAUGGUAUACAUUGAUCUGAGAGAGAUGCCUUUGCGCAUUCAUAACCCUAAUUAGAAACGUCGAGUUUGAUACCGGAGUUGAGUUGAGGGGCGAAAAUGACUUUCAAGCGCAGAAACGGCGGACGCAACAAGCAUGGCAGGGGUCACGUCAACUUCAUCCGCUGCUCUAACUGCGGCAAGUGCUGUCCUAAGGACAAGGCUAUCAAGAGGUUCCUCGUGAGGAAUAUAGUGGAGCAAGCUGCCGUGAGGGAUGUGCAAGAGGCUUGUGCCUACGAUGGAUACACACUUCCGAAGUUGUAUAUCAAAGUGCAGUACUGCGUGUCCUGCGCAAUCCACUCAAAGGUUGUCAGGGUGAGGUCUCGCACAGAUAGGAGAAACCGAGAGCCACCACAGCGCUUCAGACGUCGGGAUGAUCUGGCAAAGCCUGCCCAAGGCACUCGCCCAGUUGGGGCUGGAAAUCCUACCCGUCCAUGACCAUGCACACAUGGGGACUCAUUGGUUUGUUUCCGUUUCAAAGACAGAAUUUUGGUGGUUGAGGUGUGGUACUGUUCGAUCAGUUUUCAAGUCUUGUUUGGGUUUAACUGAAAACCUCAACUUUUAAGUUCCUAGUUAGUGGAAGUUCUUUAUUACAGACUCAUCCGUUUGUGAUGUUCAUGCUUUUCAACCUUCUAUUUGAUCACAUCAUUUGCUCUUGCUGUUCCAA